Molecule: messenger RNA, 342 nt
Organism: Prunus mume (Japanese apricot)
Lineage: Eukaryota; Viridiplantae; Streptophyta; Magnoliopsida; Rosales; Rosaceae
Source: RefSeq, a predicted model, not a curated record
AUGAGGCCUUCAGCAAACUCCACCGCUGCGGCUACUAGCCAGGAUGCCGCGCUCAGAAACUGGAAGUCUCCAAUACCAUACCUCUUCGGUGGCCUAGCCCUCAUGUUGGGGCUUGUCGCGGUUGCGCUGCUGAUUCUUGCUUGCUCCUUCCACAAAACGCCGUCAUCCAACAGCUCAACAAGCAGUGAUGCAGAUCAAGAUCAGAAACCAACUAGGCCAGUGGACAUAGAGGCUGCAGAUUCUGAGCCCAAGAUUGUUGUCAUAAUGGCUGGAGAGAAAACAGCAACAUACUUGGCCAAGCCAAUGUGUUCCAAUACUCACCAAACUGAUCAAAAUGUUUGA